AUGGUGUCAGGAGCACCCGGAAGCUUGGCUGAGGGCAGGAUCAUCUCACCCGUGGCUGAGGCUGAGCGUUUGCCUGUGGGAGCCAAGAGUCGGAAGUCUGGCCCCCGAAAGGACACUCCCCAAGUCCCCAGUUGGGGGCCCCGCGUAGACCUGGAGCGGACACCCCCUCCUUCCCUUCAUGAUUCGUUUGUAGCGCAGGCCCUCAAUGACUUCUUACAUGGAUCCGAGAAGCUGGACGGUGAUGACCUCCUGGAUAAUCCCGGGGAGGCCCAAAGUGCCUUCUAUGAAGGUCCUGGGCUCCACGUGCAAGAAGCUUCUGGCAACCACUUGAACCCAGAGCCUAGCCAGCCAGCCCCCAGUGUGGACCUAGACUUCCUGGAGGAUGACAUCCUGGCCUCGCCCUCCGCAGGGGGUGGUGGGGGCAGCGGAGGCUCUGACCAACCCUGUGACAUCCUCCAGCAGAGCCUCCAAGAGGCCAACAUCACCGAGCAGACGCUCGAAGCAGAGGCUGAGCUGGACCUGGGCCCCUUCCAGCUGCCCACGCUGCAGCCCGCAGAUGGCGGGGCAGGCCCAGUGGGUGCUGGAGGGGCUACCGCAGUGGCCUCGGGGCCCCAGGCCCUCUUCCCAGGUGGCACAGAUCUGCUGGGACUACAGGCCCCACCCACCGUGCUGACCCACCAGGCCCUGGUGCCACCCCAGGAUGUGGUCAACAAAGCCCUGAGUGUCCAACCCUUCCUGCAACCCGUGGGCCUGGGCAACGUGACCUUGCAGCCCAUCCCUGGCCUCCAGGGCCUGCCCAAUGGCAGCCCUGGAGGUGCCACAGCGGCCACACUGGGCCUGGCACCCAUCCAGGUGGUGGGCCAGCCCGUCAUGGCGCUCAACCCGCCCACCUCCCAGCUCCUGGCCAAGCAGGUGCCUGUCAGUGGCUAUCUGGCCUCGGCGGCUGGCCCUUCGGAACCAGUAACCUUGGCAUCAGCGGGUGUCUCGCCCCAGGGGGCCGGCCUGGUCAUCCAGAAGAACCUUCCUGCUGCCGUGGCCACCACACUCAACGGGAACUCGGUGUUCGGAGGAGCAAGCGCCGCCACCGCAGCAGCCACCGGGGCACCCUCAGGGCAGCAGCUGGCGGUGGCCCCGGGCCUCGGAACAUCGCCCCUGGUCCCUGCGCCCAACAUGAUUCUGCACCGCACACCCACGCCCAUCCAGCCCAAGCCUGCCGGUGUGCUGCCCCCCAAGCUCUACCAGCUGACACCCAAGCCUUUCGCCCCCGCGGGCGCCACGCUCACCAUCCAGGGUGAGGCGGGGAGCCUCCCGCAGCAACCCAAGGCUCCCCAGAACCUGACUUUCAUGGCAGCAGGCAAGGCCGGCCAGAACGUGGUGUUGUCGGGCUUCCCGGCGCCUGCCCUGCAGGCGAACGUCUUCAAGCAGCCCCCCGCCACCACCACGGGGGCAGCCCCGCCGCAGCCGCCCUGCGCCCUGAGCAAGCCCAUGAGCGUCCACCUCCUGAACCAAGGCAGCAGCAUCGUCAUCCCCGCCCAGCACAUGCUGCCCGGCCAGAACCAGUUCCUGCUGUCCGGCGGGUCUGCGGUCCAGCUCCCCCAGUCGCUCUCGGCCUUGCCGGCCAACGUGGGCGGGCAGAUCCUGGCAGCCGCAGCCCCCCACGCAGGCGGACAGCUCAUCGCAAACCCCAUCCUCACCAACCAGAACCUGGCAGGCCCUCUGAGCCUGGGCCCCGUGCUGGCCCCCCACUCCGGGGCCCACAGUGCAGCCCACAUCCUCUCGGCCCCCAUCCAGGUGGGCCAGCCGGCUCUCUUCCAGAUGCCCGUGUCUCUGGCUGCGGGCAGCCUGCCCACGCAGAGCCAGCCAGCACCCACUGGCCCCACUGCCACGACUGUCCUCCAGGGGGUCACUCUGCCCCCCAGCGCCGUGGCCAUGCUCAACACCUCCGACGGUCUGGUGCAGCCGGCCACACCUGCCGCCGCUGGGGAGGCCGCGCCUGUCCUCACAGUGCAGACUGCCCCCCAGGCGCCCCCCGCGGCCAGCACCCCGCUGCCUUUGGGCCUCCAGCAGCCGCAGGGGCAGCAGCAGCCUCCAGCACAGGCCCCCACACCCCAGGCUGCCAACCCGCCUCAGGCUACCACCCCCCAGCCCAGCCCGGUCCUGGCGCCCAGCCCGGAGAAGAUUGUGCUGCCCGCCUCUGCUGCCGCCACGGCCAUCCUCACUCAGGACUCCCUGCAGAUGUUCCUGCCCCAGGAGAGGAGCCAGCAGCCCCUCUCUGCCGAGGGUCCCCACCUCUCCGUGCCCGCCUCGGUCAUAGUCAGCGCCCCGGCUCCUACCCAAGACCCAGCCCCGACCACCCCCGUCACCAAAGGAGCUGGCCUUGGCCCUCAGGCUUCUGAUGGCCAGGCUUCCCCGGCGCCAGCCCCCCAGAUGGUGACCACCCCCUUCCCGGCGCUGCCCCAGCCGAAGGCUCUUCUGGAGAGAUUUCACCAGGUGCCGUCCGGAAUCAUUCUCCAGAGCAAGGCCGGGGGACCCCCUGCUGCCCCGCAGACCUCCGCCAGUCUGGGGCCCCUCGCCAAUCCCACUGCCUCUGUGCUGGUCAGCGGGCAGGCCCCACCCGGGACCCCCACUGCCCCCAGCCAUCCCCCUGCCCCAGCACCCAUGGCCACUGCAGGCCUCCCUCCUCUGCUUCCUGCCGAGAGCAAAGCUUUUGCCAGCAACCUCCCGACCCUGAGUGUGGCCAAGGCCGCUGUGUCUGGCCCAGGGAAGUCCUCCGGGCUGCAGUAUGAGAGCAAGUUGAGUGGCCUGAAGAAACCACCCCCACUUCAGCCCAGCAAAGAAGCUUGUUUCCUGGAGCAUUUGCACAAACAUCAGGGCUCCGUCCUGCACCCAGACUACAAGACAGCCUUCCCCUCCUUCGAGGACGCCCUGCACCGCCUCCUGCCCUACCACGUCUACCAGGGCGCCCUCCCCUCCCCCAACGACUACCACAGAGUGGACGAGGAGUUUGAGACGGUCUCCACGCAGCUGCUGAAACGCACCCAGGCCAUGCUCAACAAGUACCGCCUCCUGCUCCUGGAGGAGUCCCGGAGGGUGAGCCCCUCGGCCGAGAUGGUGAUGAUCGACCGGAUGUUCAUUCAGGAGGAGAAGACCACGCUCGCCUUGGACAAACAGCUGGCCAAGGAGAAGCCUGAUGAGUACGUGUCUUCCUCGCGCUCUCUCGGCCUCCCUGUCGCAGCCCCUUCUGAGGGACAUCGGCUCCCGGGCCAUGGCCCACCGCCGUCCUCGGCUUCUGGGGCGCCGGCCCAGCCCCCUCUGCACCUGCCCACCAAGCUGGUGAUCCGGCACGGCGGGGGCUCCCCCUCCGUCACCUGGGCCCGCGCUUCCUCCUCCCUGUCCUCGUCGUCGUCAUCCUCCGCCGCCUCCUCCCUGGACGCCGACGAGGACGGCCCGAUGCCCUCCCGCAAUCGCCCGCCCAUAAAGACCUAUGAGGCCCGAAGCCGCAUCGGCCUCAAGCUCAAGAUCAAGCAGGAAGCCGGGCUCAGCAAGGUCGUGCACAACACGGCCCUGGACCCGGUGCACCAGCAGUCCUCCAUCAACACCCUCUCCUCCUGCAGGCAGUUCGCCCCCUGUGCAGCUCCCUCAGCUGGUGAGUGUAGUGGGUAG
This is a messenger RNA of Miniopterus natalensis, 3663 nucleotides long. NCBI's taxonomy places the organism in Eukaryota, Metazoa, Chordata, Mammalia, Chiroptera, Miniopteridae. The record is from RefSeq and is a predicted model, not a curated record.